Molecule: messenger RNA, 1117 nt
Organism: Etheostoma cragini (Arkansas darter)
Lineage: Eukaryota; Metazoa; Chordata; Actinopteri; Perciformes; Percidae
Gene: clec3ba
Product: C-type lectin domain family 3, member Ba
Exons: 3
Coding region: 252-848 (198 amino acids)
Biological process (GO): bone mineralization; ossification
Source: RefSeq, a predicted model, not a curated record
AGACAGACAAGGCCCUGCUGUAAUUUAUAAGUAACCUACAAACAUAUGGAACUGAAGUUACGCUUGUCCCACAAACAUCUGUGAAACAUUUGUUCUCUCUCACAUAGGAUUUCCUCAUUCAACUCUGUGCCGCCACCCUGGGCGUGUAAAACAAAACAGUAACCAGCGCUCAGUGCUGUGAGGAGCUUCUUUUGUGCUGUUGCACCAAAACAGUUUCUUUGCGGUGGAUUUAAAGUAAUUCUCCGAGUAUUAUGGAUGCUCGAGGAGUUUUCUUGAUGUUUUGCCUUCUCCUGCUGGCACGCCACACAUUCCAGCAGACGCCUUCAACAAAACGAAAUGGCAAGAAAGACUCUGCAAACAGUGCUGCGAUUGAGGAGCUAAAGAAACAGAUUACUGUCAUUGUUCAAGAGCUGAAUUUGCUGAAAGAGCAGCAAGCUUUACACACAGUUUGUCUCCGAGGCACUAAGGUCCUCGGCAAGUGUUUCCUGGCUGACCCAGUGAAAAAGACCUUCCACGCCGCCAGUGAGGACUGCAUUGCCAAGGGAGGCAGUCUGAGCACUCCUGUGACAGGAGACGAGAACGACCAGCUCUACAGCUACGUGCGUCAGAGCAUCGGCCCCGAGGAGCCCAUCUGGCUGGGCAUCAACGACAUGGUGACCGAAGGCCAGUGGGUGGACCAAUCAGGCUCCAGCGUGCGCUUCAAGAACUGGGAGACAGAGAUCACCCUGCAGCCAGAUGGAGGUCGCAGCCAGAACUGUGGCCUCCUCUCCACCACAGCCAACGGGAAGUGGUUUGAUGAGAGCUGCAGGGCUCAAAAGGCUUCUGUGUGUGAGUUCAACAUUGUCUGAGGGCUGUUAUCUGACAUUAACAUCAAUCUGGGCAGAUAAACAUGCAUGUAAACAUCAAAUGCUGCUUGCAAAAAAAGAACGAAUCAUGUAGAGUAUCAGAUAUGCAACUUAUUGAGACAUAAGUAUAUCAUCUUUUCUUGAGCUUACUUUUUCUUGACCAAGCCAUUCAGAUGUGCAUUUACUUCACACAGGGUCUGGGAUACAGUAUGUCAUUGUAUAAGCUAAACAUUUUGCACACAUUCAAUAAACUUGUUUUCUCACAUACGUCA